CCACCAUCACAUCAUGCAUUGAAUUGAUUAGGAUGAGAACAAAUUAAGAUCAAAUUUGUUAAUUAGGAUCCACAAAUUUUUUAUUUAGGGUUUUUAUCAAAUUGGACCGAUCUUAAAUUACUGAAACAAAUUGGAACUCUUUCAUAUGGUCUUGUUGAUACAUAACCUAAAAAGUAAGACAAUUAAGUUGAUCAUCAUGAGCAAUGAGAGUUUAUAAUCAGCGUUCAGCUUAUAACCUAUGAGAAUUCAAUUGUUUACAUAGUAACAGUAGCAAUAGAUAUAUGUGAAGUGUUAGAAAAUUAUUCGCUAAAUAUAAUUUCUCUUGGGCGUAUCUACAAGUAAUUCUGUUAUAAUAGAUAACUAUUCGUAGCAUCACAAGAAACAAAAUCUCUGUUUCUUCCGAUCUCGAAAACAACGAAGAAUGAAGAUAUCAAUGACAAUAAUAUAUACAUAUACCUCUACUUAGGUUAGUACUGAAGCUAACAUACUCUUAAUCUUCUCUAUUUAAGUCAUGGCAACUUUUAGUACUUCGUUCGUUGGAUCAAUCACAUACGUAAAUAAUGUCAGAUCUUCAUUAUUUGUCCACAAAUUGGCUGACCCUUCUUUCUAUUUUUCUGGUCAGAAGAUGCAAUUGGCAGCGGUGUCGACGGUGGUAGCGAUGGGUGGAGGAGCAAGGUUUAAGGGGACGCAUGAUAGAGAGAUGAAGCUGACAGAGAUGAUUGAGAACAAGGUGACGGAAGCGAAGGAGGUGUGCGCUGGCCAUGAAGGCUCCGAUGAAUGUAAAGUGGCGUGGGACGAGGUAGAAGAGAUUAGUCAGGCGAAAGCUCGUCUCAGAGUGAAGUUGGAGCAUGAAGAAGAUCCUCUUGAGUCGUUUUGUUCUGGAAAUCCAGAAACGGACGAGUGUAGCAUUUACGACGAUUGAUCGGAGAGGAAGUCUAACACCUACAACGACAAUUCAUGCGUCCACUCUCGCUGACUGUGUUUGUAGUUUGAAUUUUCUCUUAAAACAUAAAUAAAUAAAUUAUUAUUAUUAUUAUUA
Lactuca sativa (garden lettuce) is the source of this 1039-nucleotide messenger RNA. The record is from RefSeq and is a predicted model, not a curated record. NCBI's taxonomy places the organism in Eukaryota, Viridiplantae, Streptophyta, Magnoliopsida, Asterales, Asteraceae.